UCGGCCAUCGUCCACACCGCCAGCAAGCAUCCUCGCUUCGGCUCUCGAGCAAUAGACAAACAUAAACAACAAGGCUCCAAAGGACCAACGAGCUGUACACACGAGUCCACAUCUAAAGAGCUGCAACGAAAGAGAAAUCCGCGCCUCUCUUGUUUGCCGGCCUCUCUCGCUGCACUUGUGAGGAAAAGGGGAGAAGGAGGAGGUGGCUGCCCUGCUCCACACACCGGCCGAGUCUAUAUAUUUGCCGGGUGCAGUCGCGAAAAUCUUGUGUACGAGCGUAUUUUACCCGCGGCAGAGUGACGAAGUGACGCAGAGGCAGUGAGAUAUUGCGCGGGUGCUGCUUUUCGCGGCUGGAAGCCUUGUCGGGCUUUACAGUGAUUCUUUGGGUGAAUACCCGGGGCUGCGGCGCUCGAUGUGAUUGUGCUGAGAGGGGAUUUUUUCGAAACUCACGACUGCAGCCAUGUACAGCUCGACGGUAACGCAAUUCGAGGAAGCUCCGAAGAAGAAGGUCGAGGAAGACUCGGAACCAUCUUCUUUGCCGGUCAAAGAGGAGGGUGAGCAACCUUGGAUCUGGAGGAACAUAAUCGGCAUCGCGAUCCUCCACGUCCUCGCCGUCUACUCAUUCGCCACCAGGUAUCACGAAGCCAAGCUGGGCACCUGGAUAUUCAGUCCAAUUUGGGGGAUAACAGCGGGUCUGGGUAUCACCGCGGGAGCUCAUCGCUUGUGGGCCCAUCGAAGCUACUCGGCCAAAACGCCUCUGAGGAUAUUCCUGGCUAUCCUGUACUGCAUGGCUGGAAUGACGCACUUCCACAAAUGGAUCCGGGAUCACAGGACCCAUCACAAGUUCACGGAGACCGCGGCCGACCCGCACGACGCCAACCGCGGCUUCUUCUUCUCGCACGUGGGCUGGCUGAUGAUGAAACGUCAUCCGGCCGUUAAGAAGUACGGCAGUAAGGUGGACAUGAGCGACAUCGAGGCCGACCCCGUUAUCCAGUUCUUCGACAAGUACUACGAGCCGAUCAUGCUGUCCCUCACCUUCGUCAUCCCGACGCUUAUACCGGUCUACUGCUGGGGCGAGAGCUGGUACUGCGCCAUCCACUCGGUCAUCAUACGCUACGUAUGGCUGCUCAACGCGACCUUCCUCGUCAACAGCUUUGCCCACAUGUGGGGCAACCGGCCCUACAACAGAAACGUCAAGCCGACGGAGAACGCGACGGUGUCGUUCUUCACCCUCGGCGAGGGCUGGCACAACUACCACCACUCGUUCCCCUGGGACUACAAAGCAGCCGAGCUUCCGGGCUACGGUCUCAACGCGAGUACGGGCUUCAUCCAGGCGAUGGCUUGGUUGGGACUGGCCUACGAUCUCAAGACGCCCAGCAAAGAGCUCAUCGAGAAGGUCAGCGUGAACAAGGGCGACGGUACCGCCAGCAAGUGGGGCAACGAUCACCACAGACGACAGCGAGAACAGCAGAAGAAGGUCAAGACUCGUUGAAGAUCGAAAUAACUGGUAAGAAGAGUUUAGGAGUUAACGCUGCCGUUGUGCGCAGGAAAAUGGGUUAUUUAUUUCGGUUAUAAGUGAAUUCAGUGCCUUAAAGAUCAAACGCUCGUAAGUCAUCAUUAUUUCUUUGAGAAACCGUAGAUCGAUUUCUAUUCUGGGUAUUUUCAUUCUAGCACACACGACCUCUGUGAAUACACGAUGUAAUUUAAUGUUGAUAAUUUUGAAGUAUGUAUAUUUCAUGAAUUAAUAAAGUUACCAUGUAAUAAUACACCAA
Nasonia vitripennis (jewel wasp) is the source of this 1772-nucleotide messenger RNA. RefSeq names its product acyl-CoA Delta(11) desaturase. Gene Ontology annotation, cellular component: endoplasmic reticulum membrane. The coding region runs from base 461 to 1492 and encodes 343 amino acids. The record is from RefSeq and is a predicted model, not a curated record. The transcript has 6 exons. Gene Ontology annotation, molecular function: iron ion binding; stearoyl-CoA 9-desaturase activity. Gene Ontology annotation, biological process: unsaturated fatty acid biosynthetic process. NCBI's taxonomy places the organism in Eukaryota, Metazoa, Arthropoda, Insecta, Hymenoptera, Pteromalidae.